AUGCAUGGUAGUACAACAGUAGCCGUUGACGUUACUCACCCAGUGAAAUGCACGUUAAUCGACUGGAUACGCUUACCCGAUCACGUGGAAUAUGUGAUAGAAGUGAACAGUCAAUUGGGAAUUGGGAAGUCGUGGCGCAUCCAGCGACGUUAUGCACAGUUUCGGAAGUUGAAUUCACAGGUCGAAAAAUUUGGUGCUGGUUUAAGAUUCCCUCCAAAAAAAUUCAUUGGGAAUGCAAAGGAAGCAUUCAUCAAACAGCGUAUGCUGGCUCUGCAGGAAUUUUUGGAUGCUCUCUGCCUACAUCCGAUUCUGUAUGCAUGCCCAACAGUAGCUAAUUUUCUCGAAAGCUUCACCGAAACUUACAUUGGUUUGCAUGAAUGGAUUCUUUUAUCGUUUCGCGAUAAACGUCAGUGGAUCAUUAGGCAACAAAGAAAACAUUGUGGUUGGCGAUCUGGCAAAGUACACUAUGAAAUUAGAUGUGGUUCUUUAAAGUUGAUGCUUUCUGGCGUUCGUUAUGGUCCAGAUCGUUUCGGAACAGUGGCAAGUCUUAACAGUGCCCUUGAAUUCUUUCGGACUCUGCAUUGUCCACAUUUAAAUGAAAGUGUAACAAGCUGGGCCACUGAUGGUGGAAUUAUAUACAUCAGACCUAUUUUCAAGGAAGGAACACUGCGUGAUCGGCUUUAUAAGAGCAAUUGGAAGGACGAUUUUUUCACGAAAUAUAGAAUGGAUAGUCCGAUUUGCUCAUUUGAAACUUAUGAUAUUCGCUUAAUUUGUCGGCAGUUGCUUGAAACACUGACAUUACUAAAUGCGAUUUCUGUGCCAUAUCUCGAUGUUCAUGCAGGAAAUGUUGUUAUCACAGAAUGCGGUUGCGAGCUAAUUGAUUUAGAUCAAGUCCUAACUGGACAACCAAGUUUUCGACGUCCUUCAAUGUUGUGUUCUCAGGCUAUUAAUACUCUCGAGGAUAUGUUUGUAUUCACAUUCGGUGAACUUCUAUUCGAACUACUUACGGGUUUUUUCACGUUUCCCAUGCAUUCAGCGAGUGAAGCACUUACCAUUGUACCACCUAUAUUCCUGCCUUUAUUAAAUUCAAUAUUUUUGGCAGAAGUUCGCUGUUUACCACGGCUGCAAGAAAUAAUCAAUUCAAGGCAAGUGAUCUUUUUUCGGGAUCUAAAGCCUUAA
This is a messenger RNA of Acanthocheilonema viteae, 1179 nucleotides long. The record is from the annotation of a GenBank genome assembly. NCBI's taxonomy places the organism in Eukaryota, Metazoa, Nematoda, Chromadorea, Rhabditida, Onchocercidae.